Ilyonectria robusta is the source of this 1070-nucleotide messenger RNA. RefSeq lists its product as uncharacterized. The transcript has 3 exons. Lineage: Eukaryota; Fungi; Ascomycota; Sordariomycetes; Hypocreales; Nectriaceae. The record is from RefSeq and is a predicted model, not a curated record. Bases 426 to 1070 code for a protein of 214 amino acids.
UGGUGACCAAUGGAACAUGAAAUGGACCGAAAUCUAGACAAUCGAUAGACCUUCGAUAAGCAGAGACAAUGAUGCUGUGCCCUGCGCAUAAAACGCCAUGGGCCGAAUGUUGGUGCUACGACCCAGUAGGUCGCAGAGGCGGCACGGGCGAAAAUGAAUUUCCAUCUACGCGCUGAUGCCGCGUUGCCCUCAGCAGUGGAUGCGGGGUUGACUUCACCAACGCGGGGGUUAGCGUGGAGGUGGAUGUGCCAACGUGACGAGCGGCGUCAUUCCAGAGCCGACACCAAUUGCCAGCAAUUGCCUGAGAAGAGGAGAAGAGGAGAAAGCGGCGAGCUGAGAUCACCUCAGAGAGGAGCAUCGUCAGUCGACAAGGCGGAGGACGCCGGGCCUCGUGAGGGUUGUGCCACAAAGGCCGCACCGUGUCGAUGAGGUUGUAUAACAUGGCACAAUACCAGACAAGACAUUUGAGGUUUGUCUUUACGUUCAGCAUUGUUGCCCUGGGAUAUCUGUCUACAUCAGUGCAGGCGCUAAGUCACCGAACUGAUUGUUUCACUGCCAAGUUGCGGCUCGGUCAUACUAUCGGCUGGAAUGACUUGGCAGGCACUGCAGAUAAGACUGAAUUGAAGGCCGUCGACGAAGGUCCCACCGACCCAGUUCCAUCUGCAAAGGCGAUAGCACAACAUUGCAGAGAGACACGAGACAUGAGUCGACCCGCGCAUGGCACGGACACGCGGAAGAGGCAACCUGUCAAGCCCGCACCGGUGCUAAACGCUCUUAUGAUGCACCAUGUCGUUCGCUGGUUGCAGGAGCUUCUUGUGGCGGGGUGGCAUGGACCUCGGAAACUCGGCUUCAAGGGACUUCGAAACCAACCAUUGCGCAUCAUCCGUAGGGGCAAUGGGGAGAUGGAGGCGGAAACGGAAUCCACAACUUGCACCAUAGAACAGCGACGCUGGACCAGAGCGGACGACCGGCAGUGGAGCAAUGCAGACAUACGGCCGACACGAGCACCGAGGAACGGCACUGUGGUCGGAGAAGCAGACGGUUCGGUACAUCCGGCUGACGAAGUAUGA